Molecule: messenger RNA, 4662 nt
Organism: Stylonychia lemnae
Lineage: Eukaryota; Ciliophora; Spirotrichea; Sporadotrichida; Oxytrichidae
Source: the annotation of a GenBank genome assembly
AUGGAAAUAUAGCAGUCUGCUUAUUAAUCAGUUUAAUCUUUUAGCUAUUAUGAGCAGCCAGUAUAAGAGACUAAAGUACCAGCUUUAGUAGGACUAUAGAACUAGGCAACUGCCCAUUAUCAAUACACCAAUAAUAGCGAUUUAUUUCCAAAUCCACAUGAGUAGAAGUCUAUUGAGGCUCAAAAGCUUAAUAUCUUGAAAAAUGUUGAGGAAUUUCAAUUAGCUCCCUUUCAAAGAAUGAUGAAUGAGGAUCAUUAGAAUGAGUAUAGAGAUUACCAUCACUAGCAUCAUUAAUCAAAUAAUCAAAAUCACAACUAUAACAACCACAUUGCUCCAUAACGAGCUCAAUCAGCUUUUGAUAUGAACUAGCCGAUACAUAGAAGAGUACAGAGCUAGGCUGUUAAUAAUUCCUAAAGUCCGAAUCGAUCAAUUGCUAAUGAUGGCUAUCCCCCAUACUCCAAAAAGAGCACGAUUAACCCAGAGGUAAAAUUUUUGCAAAAGAGAGUAGAUGAUGCUAUCAGUGCUUUCGAUAAAUAUAAAAACUCACAUUUUAAAAGGCUUGACACAGUGAAAUAGAGCAUUAAAAAGCAUGCUAAGUUUGUAGAAGAGAGCCAGCAAGUUUAACAGGAGAUAUAGUUAUUAAAAAAAGUAAGGAAAAUGACUAGGUAGAGUUAUCAAAAUAGAAUAAAAACUGGAGGAAGUCUGAUGGAUUUUUCUAUUUUCAAAGCACCGAAUCCUAAUGACUUUCUUCAUUUAGAUAAGCCUCAAAAAUCCUAUAAUUUUGGUCAUGAGGAAUCAAAUUAUACUACAAAUGAUAAGAGGCAUGUAAAUUUGGAUGAUAACGACAAAUUCAAGCAAUACUUUAAGCAUAUUCCUAAGUACCCGCUAAAGUCAAACUCAAUUAAGAGUUCAUCUAGAGUAACUCACCGUAUGUAAGCCGAGACUGCCCCUUAGACAAUUGUCAGAGAAAGUGUAUAGCAAGUUAAAGAGAAAAAAAGUUUAUCAAGAACCAAUGAUUUAAUUUCCAAAUCAAUUGAUCAAAAGCAGCUACUUAAGAUCAAUAUAGCAACUGUAAAAGCUGACUAAGAAAUUCUGAGAAAAGAUUAACUUAAAAGCAUGAUUUAUAGCUUACCCGUCAUCCUGGCUAAAAAUCCUCAUGAUAGGGAAUCAAUUGACUAUAAAUUUUAUCAAGCUACUAAUCAUAUUUACCACCAUGAGUAUGAUGAGGCUUUCGAAAUAUUUGAGCAAAUGCUUUUUGGCUAGAGUGUAAGUACCUAAUUUCAGCGAGAAAUGUGCGAUUUCAAUAAAGCUUUUUGCUGUUUCAAGUUGGGUCAAUUCGAAAAAGCUAUACUCAUUUGGGAAAGAGUAACGUUUUUCUCUUUGUAAAUUCUUAGCAAAUUUAACAUUUCUAUUGUGCAUAUCCUCAAUGAGAAUUAUUAAGAGGCUUUAGAAACCUUUAAUUUUGCUAUGUAGCAAUAGAUUCACGGAUUUAUGAAGAUAGACUGGAUACAUUUAGAUGACUACAAUAAAAAAGCAGUUUAAAUUUUCAAUUUACUUGAAAAAUAGCUAAAACCUAAGACAAUUUUGGGAGAUGAAUCAGAUACUGAACCUAAUUUGAAUGUUGUCAAAAUAUAGAAGAAACUCACUUCUAUUAGAAGCUAUUUUUAGGAUAUUAAAAAAUUAAUUCCUGCUAAGGAUUCGCAACUUAAUACAAUUAGAACAUAAGCAAAUAACAGAACAGCAUCAGUUACAAAUAUAGCCCCUAGUAAAUCAGUAUCCUCCUUAGCUCCUAGUAUUAAUUUUAAAAAGUAAAAAUCUAUCUCAAUUUCCUCUGACUAUGAUGCAUUCUCCUCUUAUCAAUCUCCAAAGAAGUCUUAGCUUGCCAAGGAUUUAGAUGCUAUUUAAAAAAAUGAAAUCCUCAUUCCUGACAAGAAAGAAUAUUUCCCUAUUCCUUUUGAAAAAACCAAACGUUAGACAACAUCAAAUUCAUCUAGAUAAUUGGAAAGGUAAUUGGAAAGGCAACAAAAGAUGAAGCAAGAUAGGUAAUAGAAAUUACUGUAAAAGUUAAUCAAUCCAAGUAUGGAUGAGCUGGGAGUAUAUUAGAAUUAGAGUGAGAAUCAACUUGAUGGUCAUCUAAACAGUGUGUCAUUUAUGUCGCAAUAAAACAUAGAGUAGCUUGUUUAUAAGUAAUAUCAGAAUUCAAGGAUCGAGGAGACGAUUACACAUAGUAAUAAUACCCAAACGAGAAGUAUAUAUUCGAGGCAUAAGCUUACUCGAAAGUAAUCUCAAUUAUUUUAAAGGAAGCAAACAAAAAAAGAUCUUGAAGUCAGAGAGUGCCUCAAUAUGGAUCUUAUAGAUGAGUAGAUAAAAGAACUUGAUUAAGUAUAAUACCCAACUGAAGUAUAAUAGUCAGAAUCUACAAUGUAAAUAGAAUAUGAUAACUAGGGGUUUGCAAUUAGAAGACCUCAUUUUAUUGACAAGGAACAUGAGAUAGAUAUAGAAAAGAUCUUAGGGCUGAAUAAAAAAGUAGAAUUGAAUGAAAAAGAAAAAGAUAUAUAAGAAAAAAGAAAAUAAAUUGAAAAAGAUUACAUGAUCGAUAAGGUAAUGAAUAACUUAGAGGCAGAUUAGAACUCAGAUGAUGGUGAUGAUGACUCCUUGACCAAGAGAAAUAAUAAUUUUUUAAUGGACAACUUCCUCAAAAUAUAUGAUAGAACUCCUAAUCACAAGAAUGAUGAGUCUGCAGAAAUGCCUAAAACGCUUCCUAAGCUAAACAUUAAGAAAGGACUAACAAGUAACCCUAAGUCAAAACAUAAUCAGUCAUAGUAAUCCCGUAAAAGUGGGAAUAAUGAUUCAAGAGCCUCUUAAAGAAGACGAAAUUCUUAGAAAAAUGUAAAGGUUAGGGGCGAGAAUCACACUGAUAGUGAAGAUGAGAGACGAGACGUUGUUUACAAGAAGAGACUUAGACUUACUGAGGUAGAUUAAGUCGUCAAUUUUAUAAAAGAUAGGGAAACUCUUUCGAUAAACGAUUAUAAAUUAAUCGACCCAUUCUUGAAAAAAUUAAGCUUUUUUGCUAAGUAUCCAGUAGAGAUUAGGAGAUAGUUAAUAAUGGAAUGUGAACUCAAUAUUACAAAAUGUGGGGAUAUAUUAUUUUACUAAGGCGACACCAGUCCUUAAUUUUAUGUUUUACUAAGAGGAUCAGUGAAGGCAAUAUUAAUAAAGAAGGACUACGGAAAUAUUCCAAUAAUAAUUAACACUUACUACGAUGGAAAAGAAUUUGGUGAAGUCAAUUUUUAUGAGGAAUCUGAAAAUCUUAAUUCUGAGAUGGUAGUCUAGCUUAACAAACAAAAAUAUACAUGCGAGGCAAUGGAAGAUAGUUACGUUAUUUGUUUGGAGAAAGAUAAAACAAAUAAAAUUAUCAAUUAGAAUUUGCAGGCAAAUUUUGAAAAGAGGAUUGACUUUUUGAAAUAGAUAGAAAUCUUCAAGGGUAUGGAGAUGCAUGUACUAUUGCCACUUGCGAAUAAUCUAAUAACAGAGACCUAUAGAUUGGGUGAAUAUAUAUUGAGAGAAGGAUAAUAACCAAAAGGUUUAUAUCUCAUCUUUAAGGGAUAAUGUAAAGUCGGAUCAGAGAAGUUAAACAUGCGAUCUAAGACACCAUUUAGCUUUGGGAAUAAAUUAAAGAAGCAGAUUAGAAAUUUCAAAUUCAAAGGUAACUUCCAUGACCUGGAAGAAAAAUUAAGUAGUGAUCAGAAGAAUUAAACAAGUGAUAGAAUUGAAACUAGGGAAUCAAAUAAUGAGCCUUUGAAUAUAGCAAAAAUAGGAAACGACAAGAUAAUGAGAAGUGAUAAGAGAGUUUUCUAAAAUGACAGAAUAUACUAUGAUGAGGCAGGCAAAAGGAUAAAAGACCAUAUAAUUUAUAAAGAUUAUGAUUACUUUGGAGGUAGAGUCUUACUUAUUGGAGACACUUAGAAUCAUAGAAUUAUGAACUUUGACUCUGACUAUGAUGGUGAACAGUCCUAAACUAGUUUUAUGAAGCAAUCAAAACUGGCAAUAACUGAAGAUUAAUCUCAUUUGUCUGUGAUAGCUGAUUCAUCAGAGGUUGAGUUACUUAUAAUGGACAGGACAUAGCUAAGUUUCUUUCAGGAAAAAGUGCAAAAAGAAAUAUAUCACAGAAUAGAGAAAGCAUUUUAACCUGAUUAGCCUUACGAGAGUGCUGUUGUAGAAAAAAUAAAAGAUAAAUUUAGAGAAUGGGAGAAGUACAAACUGGAGACCGUUAAUAGCAUACUCAAAUUUGUUGAUUCCUUCGAUCUCUUAAAAUUUUCAUAUAAAAUAGGCUAUACUAAAGAAGAGCAAGAAAACUGCCGUCAAAAAUGCAUUUAUGCUUCGCACUUUUAUACUUUGAUUAAACCUUUGAUACCUUUGCACAUUAAUUCUAAAACUUAUUGGAAAUUUAGUUGGAUUAUUUACUAUGAACCUUCUCAUCUCAGCUCUCCCCUAGACAUCAUACCAUUAUAUAGUCUGACCAGUUUUAGCACUUCCAAUAGAGACCCAGGAGUCUAGGGCAUUUCUUCUGUAUUAAGUGACACUUAAUUCCUUUGGAUAGAUCACUCUAGAAAUCCCCUUAGUUACAGUGUAAUCGAAGCAGUUUGGAUUAAAGACCACUGA